This is a messenger RNA of Rhizoctonia solani, 1875 nucleotides long. Its product is annotated as histidine phosphatase family containing protein. Gene Ontology annotation, biological process: dephosphorylation. Lineage: Eukaryota; Fungi; Basidiomycota; Agaricomycetes; Cantharellales; Ceratobasidiaceae. The coding region runs from base 1 to 1875 and encodes 624 amino acids. Gene Ontology annotation, molecular function: phosphatase activity. The transcript has 14 exons. The record is from RefSeq and is a predicted model, not a curated record.
AUGACUUCACUCGACCCAACUCAUGCGCCCCAGUUUGGCUGGAAACCUCAGCCCCGAUCUCGAGGAGAGGCUAUAUAUGACCAGCCAUCUAAUCCACUGCCUUUAAGGACGCUGCCCGACCUGCGCUUUGAACAGGGAUAUCUUCUAGCAUUAAAGCCAUUUGUACAUAUUCAAGCCGACAAACCCCUCAACGAGAAAUCCAAGGCUCAGGGAAGCGUCGAAGAGCCUGCUGUAGAAUCUACUGCACUAGCUGAGCCAGUUGGAUUCGAUAUUGUGACACGAGGGGCAGGUGUAUCGAAGUAUGGGAUACCAGAACGUGUUGAAUGGGGAAAUAUUGCUUGGGUAACUAUUCGAGACCAAGUCAUAUCUCCGCUAGUUCAAGGUGCUGUAUGGGGGAGCGCAUCAAUAUUCCUAGGCCCUGCCUCGAAGAAAUUGACAGGGUCGCUGCGUGAAAUGUUUGUUGGGCCUGUUACUGGUUCAUUACCCAGCGAUCUAGUGUGCAACAAGUGUGAGGCCCAGUUCGAACCAGUAUUAAGUCAAGAUACUACGUUCAAAACUAUGGGGCUAUUAAGCGAAAACGACUAUGAAGCAGCUCCCCCAGAACUCAAACUGGAACAGGUGCAUGUUUAUGUCCGUCAUGGUGAACGAACACCUGUAGGUAUUCGUAUGGCCGACCCACCAGCGAAUAUCCCUGCAUAUUGGAAUCUAUGCAAAACCGCACGAAGAUUCAAGGCCGCAGUAAUGGGCGACAAUAGUUCAACGGAGGAAGUAGACAUUGUAAGGCUUUCUGAGCGGGGUAAUGGGGAUGCUCAAGAGGGCGAAUGUUUACCAGGUGAAUUGACGGAUGUGGGGCGAAAGUCUACACUUCGGGUUGGACAAGAGUUGAGAAAGCUAUAUGUCGAGAGGCUGGGGCUUUUACCUGACGUACUCGAUUCUCACGACACUGCUUAUUUCCGGCAAGUAAAGCUCAAAUCUAUGAUCAAGCCAUAUCUUAUUCUCGGAUCUAGCUCAACAAAUAUGCCUCGCACAAUUGAAUCCCUUCAACAAGUACUCCAUGGACUAUACCCAGAGUCGAAAAUCCGCCAGGGGUUUGCUCCUCACGUUAGGACAAGGCACCCGAAUACAGAAAGCUUGAUUGGGAAUACCAUUGGAUGUGGUAGGCUGGCGGAGUUGGCUUUAGCUUUUAACCUUGCCGCGGCAAAGGAUAAUAAUCCUAACCUUGAGCAGUUUGAUUCCAAACUUUCAAAAUACAUCGGAGGUAACCCAAUUCGAAUAGACGGGAAACCCCGAUUGUCUGGAAUUCUGGAUACUCUACGUGCAGCAGAUGCUCAUGGCUUCCGUAUACCUCCCGAGUUUAAUGACCCCAACACAGUUAUGGCAAUGGAAACAGCUGUAUGCGACGAAUGGUUUCGGGGAUAUAAGGAUAAUGAAUUUCGACGUCUCGCUAUGGGUCGCCUUCUGGCAGAAAUGUCAGGAGGAAUGUCUGCUAUAGUGAAUCGAACCCAGACGCCCAAGAUACGAGUACUAGCUUGCCACGACACUACUUUGGCUGGGUUAUGCCAAACACUUGACGUGUUUAACAAUCGUUGGCCUGAUUUUACUGCAUCCAUUACAUUUGAAUUGUUCAGCGAAGAUACUGCGCAAUCUAUUCCUUCUACAUCAUCUCUUGGCCUGUUCUCGCGAAAGCCGGCAACCAAGCAUUUUGUACGAAUGCGCUACCAAAACCGGAAUCUUGUUCUUCCUGCUUGCGCUGCCGCUGGAGAUCACCUAUCUGGAUCACCGGAAUUCUGCACGUUGGCAGCGUUCCAAGAACACGUUCAAAAGCUUACUCCAGGCGACUGGGAGAAGGAGUGUAUACCCAAAAAGGCUCGAUAG